Molecule: messenger RNA, 8019 nt
Organism: Colletes gigas
Lineage: Eukaryota; Metazoa; Arthropoda; Insecta; Hymenoptera; Colletidae
Product: receptor-type guanylate cyclase gcy-4-like
Exons: 12
Coding region: 943-4959 (1338 amino acids)
Biological process (GO): cell surface receptor protein tyrosine kinase signaling pathway; protein phosphorylation; multicellular organism development
Cellular component (GO): signaling receptor complex
Molecular function (GO): ATP binding; transmembrane receptor protein tyrosine kinase activity
Source: RefSeq, a predicted model, not a curated record
UUUCAAAUCGUUCUAAAAAAAUUGUUUUUAUCUAGGGGGGUCAAUUACAAUCAUUUUUGGUGAACGGACAUACCCCCGAAAUUCUGCGCAUUUUCGAGAAAAAAAUUCCGCACAGGCGGAACAUUAAACGUUAACAGCUUCUUAACAAAGCCUCCAUCAACAAAUUGGUAUUCUUGAUUUUCAUCUUAUUUUUGCCUCUAGAAUCCCCCAUUAAAAUGUUGUCCAAGACUGACCGAACACUCUCUAUACUCAGUUGUAAAAAAACUCACACUUCGAUGUUCAAAAUAAAAAAUCGUUUGAACGUAAUUGACGAUUUUCGUUUGCCGAAAUUGGGACUUGGUCGAACAGUCUACGACGCACGGAGAAAUUGCGUACGACGCGGACAAGUUUAGAAUAAGGUAGUCCGCGCGAAUCGGCAUCGAGCAACUUCGCAAUAAUGUUUCUAAUUAUAUUUACACGCUUGAAAUUAGCGGCGCGACGCGUUGGAGGAACUCAAGGAUAUUUUUCGCGAACGAUCGGAAAUAUCCCUCCAACUACGCAUCGCGCGUCGCGAUCUUGUGUAACGGCGACGCGUGGCGAACAGGAAGCACGAAUUUUCGUAUAUGGCGGGGCACGGACGGCGUACCUAGUUGGUCCGUCGUGGUUCGACUCCGCGUCUUUACCGAAUUCCUGGCAACUGUGUGGGAAACCGAGAAACGACGUACGCAAGAUGCACAUUAGUCGCCGCGUAGGGAACUACGUGACGUCACCAUGAAUAUGAAACUUGUUUAUAGGACAGAGCGACUCGAUCGUCGUCAGAAUUCUGUGGAAUAAGUUGCAGUUAUUCGAAGGACCUUGACUUCAUUACCGCGGACGCACACCUCGCGUGUCGAAAUCGAGGUUGAAAUUCCAUCGGUAAAAUCAUCGGGGGAGCAAAGUUUAAAGUUACAGGAUAAGAAAAUCAUGAUGUUAAGGGUUGGAUCUAUAUUGGGCCUGUUGGUCCUGUUGGCUGUCGCCAGAGCCGUAGUACCUAGUCGUUGUCUAACUAUGUACGAAGAAAUUAACCCAAAGAGAAGAGAGGUAGCCAUGGACGGUAAAGUGUUGAACAUUAACUUCGAGGUCUCCCGCAGAGUGACUCAAAGGCUGACAUCGAUGAUCAUGAAGAUUUUCUUGACAGAGGUGCUCGGGUACUCGGGUGUCGCUCUUAUAGAGAAGGAUGAUAAAUUCAUUCCGGGCGACGUUUUCAAGAGGCUGAACAACGCGACGUACGCAGUCCUGAUGCACUCGAGCAACCAAACAGUUACUCAGCCGAUGGUGAACAUGGAGGUUUGGAUACCGCCCCAGAUGGACACGAUGCCUCUGCUAAUCAUGAACUACGUGAAGGAAUGCGGAUCGGUUGGUCCGCCAGGUCACUUCGGUUGGUUCGUUCCGAGAGCGUUAUCGAGGCUGGACGACAGUUGGGUAACCUUCACCAGGUUAGAGUCAGCGGCUCGUUUCGGAGUGGACGAGACCACGUUGUCGAUGAUCCAGAGGUUCACCAUGGAUUCGAAUACCGGGGCCUACUAUUGCGAAAAGAAGGAGUGUCGGCAGGGAAUGUACGUUCCAGAACGGUGUCAGAACGGGGAACCUUGCGCUCUGUUAUUGACUAGUUAUCCCGACGUCACUGAUUUCUUGGUACCCGACAUCGAGCAGAUGAAACUCUACGUGAAGGUGGCCUGGGUCGGGCCCCAUCUGAAACAUCUAACGGAUACUUUGACCAGGGAAUAUAUGCAGGCCGUGAACAACGCGACGACAAUAGCCGAUAACAGGUCCCUGGUGAUCAUGCACUGGACGCCUAGCAGCGUGAUACCGAACGAGAGGGACUUCGUGACGAUCGAUUUCCUGCGAUGCACCGCAAAACUGAUGGAAUCUGGUUGCAACUACGAGUCGAACAGGCUGACCAAGCUGGUCUGGGCGAAGCUAGAGUCGAUCGCGAACAUGGCGUUCGAAGCGAUCAAACGCGCGUCGUUCACCGACGUCAUGUACGAGGAUCUGAUAGGACGUUACAAUAAGCUCUCCGAGACGGUCGACGAGGAAGAGAUAGCCUGUGGCUGGCUCAAGGAUAACCUGAACUACGCCCUGAAGAAUUGGAUGCUAGAAAAGUCAGACAAGAAUACCCUCAUCGUGGGCGGUAUAUUCCCUAUGAGCGCGUCAUUCUACUCUGGCAAAUCGAUCAUGGUAUCCGCGGCUAUGGCGAUGGAGGCGAUCAACGUGAACAACACCUUGCUACCAAACUACAAUCUCACGUUGCUGGCCAACGACGGCCAGUGCAAGUCGGACAUGGUGAUGAAGUCUUUCAUCGACUUCAUCUAUGAGCAUCAUUACCAUAAGCUGAUCGGCGUUUUGGGGCCAGCUUGCUCGGAAACCGUCGAGCCGUUGAUCGACAUCUCGAAGCACUACAAGACGGUGGUGAUCAGUUACAGCGCGGAGGGCUCCAGCUUCAACAAUCGGGAGAAAUAUCCGUACUUCUUCAGAACCAUCGGCGAGAACAAUCAGUACAAGCACGUUUAUCUGCAGCUGCUGAAGAAAUUGGGCUGGCGGCGCGUGGCGUCCCUGACGGAGGACGGUCAGAAGUACACGGAGUACAUAUCGUACAUGCAGGGCAUGCUCAGGGAUAAUGGGAUCGUGUUCGUCGCGAACGCCAAGUUCCCGAAGGAACGAACGGCGGACAUGAUGACCAAGUACUUGCAAGAUCUGAAACAGAAGAAGGCGAAAAUCAUAAUUGCUGACGUUUACGACCAAGUAGCCCGGCAAGUGAUGUGCGAGGCGUAUAGACUGGAAAUGACGGCUGUACAGGGUUACGUGUGGUUCCUGCCUCUCUGGCUUCGACCGCAAUGGUACGACACCGAUCACUAUAAUAAAGAAGGCGAAAAGGUGCCUUGCUCCACCCUGGAGAUGAGCAAGUCUAUAAACGGCUAUCUCGGUCUGUCUCACGCGUAUUUUGCCCCGGACGACGACAUCAUGCAGGAGGGAAUAACGGUACGCCACUGGCGCGAUCGUUACGAAGAGAUCUGUAGAAAUCACAGGCAGCCACCCUCGAAUUACGCUGGUUUUGCGUACGACGCCAUGUGGACCUACGCUUAUGCGACGGAUCGACUCCUGAAGGAGAACCAGAGUUACGUUUACAAUCUCCACAACGACCAGACCAUCAACCGCUUGUCGGACAUCAUUGGCGAGACUGAUUUUUAUGGGGUGUCGGGAAGGAUCAAGUUCCUAGGUGGACCUUCUAGGUACUCGGUGGUAAACGUUCUUCAGUACAUCGACAAUGAAACUCGAUUGAUCGGUAACUUUUAUCCCAACAUCUCGGAAACGAAACACGAAGUGGUGGGCGGUAGAUUGGACUUGAACGUUUCCGCUUUCGUGUGGUUGUCGCAAGCCAUGCCAGAUGACGGCUCGGAACCACCCCAACGAUGCAUGAUCGCAGGCUUCGCUGAUUUCUUGAACGUGUCUUGCGAAAUAGCCUUCAUCAUAGUCAAUUUUCUUGGCAUCGGCUUCCUCGGUGUGGUACUCGUCAUAGGUUUCAUCAUUAUCAAGAGAAAGUACGAAGAGAAAGUGAAGCUUCACGAGAAGUAUAUAAAGUCCCUAGGCUUGGACUUCAUACAGAGCGACACCUCCGACUUGGACAAAUGGGAAAUACCCCGCGACAGGGUGGUGAUAAAUCGGAAGCUUGGCGAGGGUGCGUUUGGGACAGUUUACGGUGGCGAGGCGUCCUUCCCCGAUAAAGGUUGGCUGGCCGUUGCUGUGAAAACCUUGAAGGCGGGAAGCACCAUCGACGAGAAAUUGGACUUCCUCAGCGAGGUGGAAGUGAUGAAGAGGUUCGACCACAAGAACAUCAUCAGACUGCUGGGGGUGUGCAUAAAGGGCGAGCCUGUGCUGACGGUGAUGGAAUUCAUGCUUUACGGGGAUUUAAAAACGUACCUUCUUGGGAGAAGGCAUCUCGUGAACGAUCACAGUUACGAAGAUUCGGACGAGAUUUCUAGCAAAAAAUUAACCGCGAUGGCUCUGGACGUCGCCAGGGCGCUGAGCUACUUAGCGCAAAUGAAGUAUGUUCAUAGAGAUGUUGCCUCUCGAAACUGUUUGGUGAACGCGCAACGCGUAGUGAAACUCGGGGACUUCGGUAUGACGAGGCCAAUGUACGAAAAUGAUUAUUACAAGUUUAAUCGAAAAGGAAUGUUGCCAGUAAGAUGGAUGGCGCCAGAAUCCUUGGGUCUCGGAAUAUUCACGCCAGCCUCGGAUGUCUGGUCCUACGGUGUUCUACUUUACGAGAUUAUCACGUUCGGUAGUUUUCCUUUCCAAGGGAUGAGCAACAAUGAGGUGUUGACUUACGUGCAAUCUGGAAAAUCGCUGGUCGUUCCUAAAGGCGUGAAACUACAAUUAGAAAAUAUGAUCUACUCUUGCUGGAGAACGGACCAUACGAAGAGACCAACCGCUCCGGAGAUCGUGGACUUCCUAGCGACCAAUCCUCGAAUCCUAUCACCCUGCCUAGACGUUCCUUUGGCUAGCGUGCAAAUAGAGCACACUGGUCAGAUCGAGAUGCAACUCACGGAGAACAUCAGAAAGUUCUCCCUUUCCUGGCCGACGCCGCGUCAGACCACAUCCUCGAUGUCGAGUCCCUUGGAGAUCCCGAAUCCUCCUCUGCUCGAUAUAAACAGCCAGGACGAUAAACAGGUAGAGGAGUCGUUGUUGGGUGAUAUAGUGUGCGACAUUGAGAGUUCCAGGCCCCUGUUGCUGAACACCGACGAAUCGUCUUCGGGGCUGAUCGGCGGUUCUCAGAAUUUCGAAGGAAACGAGGAAAAAGCGCACAGGUACGUAAACGUUCAGCCAGGAAUGACGUCGGAGUAUUUUACGAGGGGCCAGAACUCUGGGUCCAUUCAGAUGGAGGAGAAAAAAGGCGUCGCGUUGGCGAGGAAUAGAAAUUCGGAGGACGUCUCGAUUCUUUGACAGCAUAGGCAGCACAGGAUUUCGAGGCAGAAAUCGAUGAUGCAUUUUCGUUGGCGCGCCGACGGCAUAUUUGGAAAAUAUGCCAAGAGCUCGUAUAGGAAAACCAGCGUUUAGUUGGUCAGUAAUUUCACAAGUCGAUGGAUGCAGAGAGAGACAAAACAUAGAUAGACAAAGCUCUGAAAGUAUAUUCCUUGAUUGGAAUCGGAGACACUUACCUAGCCUCGCUCGCGAAGCAAAGAAUCGCGUUGUACGGGGCGUGCAGCAAUUAUUUAUGACGGUUUUUAUGGUUGAACCUAAGCCCUGUUAGCCGAUACUCAUUGGCACGGCGCGGGGGCAUCCAAGAUUUAUGAAAUCUCAAAUAUAUUUAUCAUACGUUAGAUUUUAUAAAUGUUUUCGACUAUGCACACGUACAAAUAAAUAAUAAUUAAAGUAUUAGUAAGCGAAUUAUAGAGGAAUUUGAAAUCGUGCAAGGGUAAGGUUUAAAAAUAUAGUCUUAUCGGUCCCUGCUUCAGGCACUUAGAUUCGCCUGCGAAUGUCGUGAUAAGUUUGUUGUUUACUCCCGGUACAGUUGAACCGUUUAUCCACGAGGAGAUUAAUAUCCUGCCGAUUUACCGAACGAUAAAUAAACCUAGGAUAAUAUUAUAGGCGCCAUCGAAGUGAACGAAAUAGUAUCUGUUGCAAGUAAGCAGAACACCGGAGCGAUUUUCCUUAGAAAAGUUGAAAAUGGAAGAACUGAUUUUUUGUUCAUUUUCGCUCGAUGUACUUUUGAGACUGAUACACGUAGGGAAAUUAAGUUUUGGAUGUUUUUACGUAAUAACGAUAGAAAUUUCUUUGGGAGAGGGGGGAAUAAGCUUCGAAUCGAUCGACUACACAGGAAAUUUCUGUUGACUUCAAAGAGCGAAAAUUCUUUGAGUCUGUAAAGUUAUAAAUAAUCGACAAAGACUAAAUACAUAGAAAAUGAAGCAUUUUGUUUCUUACUGUAGAAAUGUCUGUGUUCGUAUCGAAAACAAAUAAUGAGUGGUACUUUGUAUUUAACAGUACUCGACAGGAAAAUGACUGAGGAAUGCUUAUAAUUUCGUGCAAAAUUUGGUAAAUAACUCUUUUCCUGUUUUAAUAUCGAUUCUCGAAACAAAUGAACACGCGCAAUGCUAUUUCCAGACAAUCGCUACGUUUCGAGAAUGUUGCGCAUUUUAAGGGAACACGAAACAAGGAACAGAGCAAUAUUAUAAACAAGGGAAUAAUCGAGCAUCGAAGUUUACGUAACCAUGACAUUUAUUAGGAGCGUAUUUUAUGUGAACAUUUAAGUCCUCGAGAGUACACCUCGCGAACGUUUAGGCGAAAUCCAAGGGGCUUUACUUGUCGCGAAACACUUCCAUUUCCAAAUAUUUCGUCAAGUCUUCUGUACAGUAACGCAGUAAUGCUACGCAAAUACAGGGUAACUGCACUUUUUAGUCGAAACAAAGACAAUUGUUUCUUAAACGCAAUAGGAGAGGUAACGACAAAUAGAGCAAUGAGAAAGUCAAUGACCUAGAACGGCCAAUUGAUCCGACUAUAGUUGCUCGCUAGUUUCGAUAAAACUCGAUCCUCGCUAGAAUUAUGAUCAAUGCAACAAAACGGUUACUAUUAUAUGUGAUCACACCUAGCGGCUAUUUAUUAACUUAAUAGAACGAAACUUCGAUCGAAAACCCGUUUUCGUAAAAUAUUUAUAUGUAUUGAGUCUCCCUCGUCGCGUGGUUCGUCCCUCGGAAGCAAUUUAUUUUCAUUUAUGGCGAUGCAACAUAACUCGCGGCGAGAGAGGCGUUGUUUAAGUGCAAUAACAUUCUACGUCUUGUACAAAUAAACUGUCGACAAAAUAUAUAUUAAUAAACGCGUAUUAGAGUGGCCAAUCAAUUUCCAGGCGAGCUCAAAUUCCGCUACGAUGUCCUGAUAGAACGAUCGUUGAACGUAUCUUGUUCAUAUUAUUCUAAUUAAAAUCUUUAUUCGUGUAUGCUAAUGUCUAUACAAUGUUACAUAGGUAUAAAAUAUAAAAAAAAAGUGUUGGAACGUUCAAGUUAGAGAUUGUGGUUGAAAAUGCGUACCUAAUCGUAGGAAAUUUUCAGAAAAAUAUGCCAAGCGCUUCGAGAGCUACAACAAUUUAUUGGUAACUCUAGUCCGCUCGCGCGUUCACAGAUUGUCUGAAUUUUAAUUACGCUGGCCAACAAUCACUUUUGUGUUCCAUUACGACGUACAUUGUACCAAAAAGACAAUCUUUUUUUUUUCAUAUUUAUGGCGAACGUAUAUGUUGGUACGAUCUUCAUGUACAAUUCUAGCGAAAAUAUUUUAUACUUGCUCGAGUAUAUUUUUAAUGCUUGGCCAGUUAAAAUUUAGACAUCCUGUGUUUCUUAUAGGGCAGAUUAUUUAAUUAAACUGUUAUCUUUAAAUCAACUCGUCUUGUUACACGAGAUGACUGUGGAGCACAAUUAAUUUACCUGUAAGGAGGCAACCGACAGAAAGUAUUUUUAAUUUUCACGUUAAUUCCAGGUCGUGAUUGUUUCGCGUUCAUUCGACCAAAUCGCUACGAAAUCGCGAAUCGUCCGUUCAUAUUAUUUUCUUACCUGUCGAAGAUGGUAAGGGAAACUGAAAUCGACCAUAUUUUACAUGUUACACUGCAUCGAUCAGCGAGACGCUUAUCGUAGUACUUAUAGUAGUAAAAAUCCUUUUCCUUUUUUUUCUACGCUGGGAAUAGUUAUAUAGAUAAUAACGAUUGCUUGAACGACCGUCUGAGAACUUUAUUUCCUUUACGAUUCGUUCAAGACGGUAUAAUUGUAAAUCGUAUUCGUAUAGCAUUGCACCACCGCUACAGUACAAUCCUUCCUAAUAUCUUUAAACACGUGAAACUUUACUGUAACAAAAUAUAGCGACGUUAUUUAUUCUCGAAUUGUACAGAUGUAAUUUUAUAUUCGUUAUGGAUGAGACCGAUUUAAUAAUGUUACACGCUGUUCUGUACAGAUACUGUUAUUCCUUGAUAACAUAUUUAUUAUGCUUUCUUCAAUUAAAUUACACGAAAGAAAUGGUUUCUCA